Molecule: messenger RNA, 2023 nt
Organism: Oncorhynchus masou masou (cherry salmon)
Lineage: Eukaryota; Metazoa; Chordata; Actinopteri; Salmoniformes; Salmonidae
Product: E3 ubiquitin-protein ligase TRIM35-like
Exons: 7
Coding region: 254-1771 (505 amino acids)
Biological process (GO): protein ubiquitination
Cellular component (GO): cytoplasm
Molecular function (GO): protein binding; ubiquitin protein ligase activity; zinc ion binding
Source: RefSeq, a predicted model, not a curated record
UCCCUGUCUCAACUCUGAUGGCACUGACCCUGGAGUGCUGAGGAUCUGCCCUGAGAAGGUGUCUGUGGCACCUAUUCACUGAGGAUAUAACCUGGUGAUGCCUUGAUCGCAUACGGAAGCGUCUGUAUUGUGGAGCAAAUCAACACCGAAUCACUGGACCAGUUUGCCAGCAUUCCAGACAGCGUCAUCAGUCCCUAGCCCAGCCACCCUACGGUAGGUACACCAGCUCAGAACAAGCACACAUCUCUCCAUCAUGGCUGCCACCUGGACCCUGGAGGACGACAUGUCCUGCCCUGUGUGCUGCGAUGUUUUCACUGACCCUGUGGUGCUGGGCUGCAGCCACAGCUUCUGCAGGAGCUGCCUGGACAACUACUGGAACACUCAGGUCAUCAAAAAGUGCCCCGUCUGCCGCAAACAUUCCCUAACCGACGCUCCACCCAGUAACCUGGCUCUGAGGAACAUCGUGGAGACCUUAGCGAGGGAGAGGAGCCACAAUACCACCAAGCAGGAUGAGACGAGAGAGGGGGAGAAGGAGAGCCAGGGAAGGAGGGAGUCAGGAGGGAGGAGUGGGUUGGUACCGGAUGAGGAUGAAAAGUGCAGUCACCAUGGGAAGAGGUUGUUGUUGUUCUGUGUGGAGGACCAGGAGGCUCUGUGUGCGGUGUGUCAGACCUCCAGGAGACACAGGACUCAUCAGCUCUGCCCUGUGGAUGAAGCUGCUCAGGAACUCAAGGAGGAAGUGAAAGCAUCUAUCAUCCCUCUGAGGAGGAAGUUGGAAACAUUCCAAAAGUUGAAGGAGGAUUGCAUGAAAACAGCAGAACACAUCAAGAGCCAGGCCAAGCAAGCAGAAAGGAAGAUAAGAGAUGAGUUUGUGGCACUGCAUCAAUUCCUGCGCCUGGAGGAAGUUGCCCGGCUGUCUGCCCUCUCUGAGGAAGUGGACAUAAAGACAGUUAUAAUGGCAGAGAAGAUUGAACACCUGGCCAAGAAGAUGACCUCCUUGACCAGCAACAUCAGAGAGAUAGAACAGGAUAUAGACGCAAACGACCUUCCAUUUCUCCAGGCUUACAAGAACAACAAAGCAAGGGCCAACUGUACAUUGCAGGAUCCAGAGCCUGUGUCAGGGGCAUUGAUCGAUAUGGCCCAACACCUGGGCAACCUAAGGUUCAAGAUCUGGGAGAAGAUGCAGGAGAAAGUGCAAUACACCCCAGUGACUAUGGACCCCAACACCGCGGCCCCCUGGCUAUCUCUCUCAGACGACCUGACCAGUGUGUGCGUCAGUGGAGAGAAGCCUCACGUCCCCAACAACCCAGAGCGCUGUGACACGUGUGUUUGCGUGCUGGGGGCCGACCCCUUCAGUUCCGGCAGUCACUGUUGGGAGGUGGAGGUGGCGGGUAAGACCAGAUGGGACCUGGGGGUCCUGAGAGAGAGUGUGAGUAGGAAAGGGGUCCUAAGUGUGAACCCUGCCCACGGGUUCUGGGCCCUGUCCCUGAGGGACGGCGGCCAGUACAGCGCCUGCACCAGGCCCUGGACCCGUCUCACUCUGAAGAGGAGGCCCAGGAGGGUCAGAGUGUUUCUGGACUAUGAUGCGGGAGAGGUGACUUUCUAUGACCCAUCUGACAUGUCACUCAUCUAUACAUUCAGGGACAAGUUUAAAGAGCCAUUGUUGCCCUACCUCUGUCCCUGUGUGAGUGACAGCGGCCGCAAUGCUGAGCCACUAAAGAUAUGCCCUGCCAAAGUCUCAUUGGUUCAUGAUGUUGGUGAUAAAGUUUUGUAGAUUACAAUAUGUCUUUUUUUUAGAGGAGACAUUGCUAAAGCAUCCAUAUGUUUCACUUUCUAUUAUUAACACAAUGGAUGUAUAUUUUAUAUAUUGAUGUAUAUUUUAUAUAUUGAUGUAUAUUUUAUAUAUUGAUGUAUAUUUUAUAUAUGGAUGUAUAUGUGAACGGAACAAUUAUUGUCCUAUAUAAUAUCAUAAGUCAUAUUUUCUUGGCGUGUGUCAAAUGGAAAGAUAAACAAAAAAUGUGAUGAU